AUGGAGUGGUCGGAGAAACGCAUUGACGAGCGCCUGCUGAGGGCAUCCAACGCAGAUCAAGAACUAGAGGUCCACAAUCUUUGAAAAUGAGAGAAGACAAGGAGGCGGAGGUCGAGAGUAACGCAGCCGCACAAGAGAGGGAGGGAGAGAUCGGAGAUGGUCUGAGUAAGGGGAAGGGAGAGAUGGGAUUCAUGGGAGAUGGUGUGAGUAAGAGGAAGGGAGACUGUGAGAUGGGAUUGAUGGGAGAAGGUGAGACUGAGAGGGAGGGAGAGAUGGGAGAUGGCGUGAGUAAGAGGGAGAGCGAGAUCAUGGGAGAUGGUUUGAUUGAGAGGGAGGGAAAGCUGGGGGACGGUCUGAGUGGAGGCGCUGGAAGGGAGUCGAACCUGAGGCAAUCAGAUGGAAAGGAAUCGGCCAGAAACUAUAGUGCUGCUUCUCUGAUCCGCCGGGAGGCAAGCAGCUGUACCCCUGUCAAAAGAACCCUUGGAGAGAUGAACAAGGGGCCAGAUCCAGAGCAGGAACCGAAGAUGAGGAGGAAGAGAGCAUCAACGGCGAGGACCAGGGGUCGAAAGAGGGGCUGCCCUCAGUCGGGACAUGGGGUGAAGGUGGGGCGGCGAAGGAUGCUCCUCCCCUCUGCUGCUCACGACGAAGAUAAACUUUGUUCUCUUUCUUCUGAUGGCCGGGAAGAUGACACCCAGCCCCCACCCUGUACUGUCAACGGCGAGGGGGAAUAUGGGAAUCGUGGAGAGCUGACUUCAACCUCUAAGAAGCCGUCGCCGCCUCCUCCCGCUUCGCCAGGAAUGUGCAAAACCUAUUGCGGCGACAUCAUCUGCGACUACACCGUUGUGGGCAGUAGGGGUGAUAACAGCGACAGCAGCGGUGACAACCAUCGUAAUAACAACAACGUCAACAGCAAUUGCAACAACAGCAAUAGGAUCAACCACAAACAUGGCAGCGGCACCAUCACCAACAACAGCGGCAACACCAACGGCAGUGACGGAGUUGGCAGCGGUGAAGAUGACAACAUCAGCAGCAGCGACAACAAAAACAACAACAGCAAUAACAAAGAUGAGGACAACAAUAGAUAAGAACAUCACCACCAACCGUGACAAGGGGGUGGGCAGUGAAGAUUAUGAUAACGGUGGCGAGGGCAGCAACAACAACAACAACGACAACAACAACAACAACAGCAACAGCAACAACAACAAACAACAAACAACAAACAACAAGGGGCAACAACAAUAUCAAUAACAAAAACAACAACAACGA
Messenger RNA from Chara braunii, 1266 nucleotides. NCBI's taxonomy places the organism in Eukaryota, Viridiplantae, Streptophyta, Charophyceae, Charales, Characeae. The record is from the annotation of a GenBank genome assembly.